This is a messenger RNA of Pomacea canaliculata, 3337 nucleotides long. Its product is annotated as MAM and LDL-receptor class A domain-containing protein 1-like. The record is from RefSeq and is a predicted model, not a curated record. Lineage: Eukaryota; Metazoa; Mollusca; Gastropoda; Architaenioglossa; Ampullariidae. Gene Ontology annotation, cellular component: membrane. The coding region runs from base 115 to 1719 and encodes 534 amino acids. The transcript is spliced from 8 exons.
UUUCUGUUCACCGAGCAGCGCGCCACCACUUAGUCCUGAGACCGACUGGUGGCAACUGUGCUCCUACGUCCUCAGUACCGCGAGUGUUCACUGGAGACAUUGUCAGCAUCCACCAUGAACACGCUUCUGUAUCUGCUGCUACUGUUGAUGAUGAUAGUUGGGUACAGCUUGGAGAAUGAUGAACAACAAAAGCCUUGUCCUCAACCAUCCCUGAAGAAUGGCCGAGUGAAGAUCCGUGGCAAAAUGGCCUACUUCGAGUGUAAGAAGAAGUUCACUCGUGUUGGGCAGCACAUUGCAGUCUGUUUGUCAAAUGGAAUAUGGAGCCAAUUAGUUCCAACCUGUGUUGGUCGUGGCUGUCCUGAUCUCGGAACACUGCCACACCUGACGGUCACUCAGCAAUACGAUGGCGGGGUCCUGAGCUUCGACUGUCCUUCUGACAUGCGCAGAGAUGGUCCGCAGACGCUGAUGUGUGACGGCAUCAAUUGGAACGCUGCUCCACCAAAAUGUCUCUAUGGAAACAGUUUAGGUUGUGACUUUGAGGAUGCCGGUCUUUGUGGGUGGAGUCAAGAUGUAAAUGAUGACUUUGAUUGGACGUGGAUAAGUGGGACCACGCCUACAUCUGACACCGGGCCAGAUGCAGACCAUACCACUGGCGCAGGUCAUUAUAUAUUCAUGGAAUCUUCAGCGCCACAGAAAGCUGGACAUGUGUCUCGUUUGAUCUCGCCGCCAUAUAGGUCUGAUCAAGAUCUCUGCCUUCGCUUCUUCUACCACAUGAAAGGCCCCAGCGUUCCAGGGGAAGUCGGAGACCUUGACGUCUACAUCAGAAGUGAAAGUGAUGAAGGCCCGGCCCUCGAUGAGACCGUGUUCCACCGGGAAGGCAACCAAGGAGCAGAUUGGAUCAGAGGAGACGUGCUGAUUCCCAGGAGGCCAACAGUAUAUAAGAUCGUGUUUGCGGCGACGAGGAGGGAGAGUUUUAAUAGCGACAUCGCACUGGAUGAUAUUCGGGUCUUCAACUGCACGGACCCCGAGUUACAGGUGGAUGAAGCCGCAGUGCGAACAAGAACACAGUUGCCGUCCACCACCAGAAGACGAAAGACGACAACAUCUCCAACAACGCCGACUACUACAAUGAAACCAACUACAUCAACGACCAGAACAACGACUACAACCACCAUCGCGACGACCACAACAAUGAUGAUCGCGGAGCCUGAGACAAAGCCGGUCAGUGACAGGACAGCAUCGUCAUCACCGUCCUUGAUGACUUCUCCACCUUCGUCCUCAACAGAUUACUCUACCAACCACAUACCGGGUUCGACUCUAGAGAAGGGAGAAACACCCUUCAAAAAUGAUCCCACGCCUGUCUCCGAAGUUAACUUUUUACCCCCUUCAUCAACAUCAACAUCGGGCUUAGACGAUUUCUCUGGAGCCACGGCUUUAAAUCCCGACGACAGCAAUGAAAAAGCCGUCGAUGGCACUAGCGACAACAUGGCACCAGAGGACGGCAGCGAUGCCAAGUCAACGCAUCCAGGUGGUUCUUCGUCCAACAGUUACCUGCAGCUCAUUGUCGGUGUGACUUUGGGAGUGGCUGUCGGAAUGGUUGUUGUCGGGAUCCUGCUGUGGCUGUGGGCAAAGAACCGACGAGAACGGAUGGAGAGGCGAAUAAUGAAGAACCACAUAGACAUACAUUGUAGCUCAGACGACAACCCGUAUCACCAUUGACUAGGCAAGUGGCAGAAAUUUGUUAAAGAACAUGAAGCCUGGCUGAACGAAGAGCAGACGUGAGUAGCUUUCAGCCCGGAAACAUCUUUGUAGCUGCAAUACACUGCCAAGAUAAUAAAAUAUAACAAUGCAACUGGAAAUCUAGUACUAUCGACAUACCUAGUCAAUCACAAACUCAUGUGGUGCUAUUGAAAGAAAACGUAGAUGAUGAUUGAUGAUGAUGAUGAUGAUGAUGAUGAUGAUGAUGAUGAUGAUGAUGAUGAUGAUGAUGAUGAUGAUGAUGAGUGUUGUAUUGACGCAAGGUGGUCUAAAAAGGCUUUAAAUUACCCAGGGACGUAGUAAGACGAGUAUUUAAAGACAGUCCGUAUUUCUUUCACAAGAUGAAACUAAAGAGAAUUUAAAGUACAUACGACUGCUAAACUGUUUGUUGUCGAAUUACUGGGUUGAGAUUAGUGUAAAGAAAGGUAAAUGACUAGCCCUAUUGGCUUAAAUGUUUCCUCUAAACACAAUACGUUGUAAGGAGUUUUUGUAUGUAAGCAACAAUAAAGAAAACAAAACCGAAGUUAUCAUUGCAGGUACCUAAGAUAAACAUUAUUUUAUUUUACACGGUAAGAUGCUUGUCAUAAGGACUUUCUCUUCCCUGUUGUUGAAUGGCAAGGUAUCACUCAUUAUGGCCAGUUAAACACAUAACAAUAGAUGUAAGCAUUGUGUCUAAUGUAAGAAAUAACCACAAAUAUGGGGUUUGCUUUUCACUUGAUAAGUGGUUUGACGAUACCACAUUCAGCACCUGACAAAGAGUCUGUAUACAGCUUAACGAACUGAAAUACAACAAAAAAGUAAAUAAAUAAAACCAAAGUAGUUGACCAAUCAACACAAACACCAACAAUGUGUAUCUACAUUUAAACAUGAAAUUUCUCAAAUGCGAGACAAUUGUGUACUGUACAAGUGUAGCCCACUGUCGUGUUCAAUCAUUGUAUAAUGUCAUGUGGUUUAAAAGUGUAUAAUAUACAACAACGGUAAUAUUUUUGUCAUAGUUUUUUUUUAGAUUUACCCUAAUACUUUAUAAACAAAAGGUGCGCAAUAUUUGUUUCAAUCGUGUUUUAUUCAUUAAUAACCUAUGAAAGUGGCUAUUAUGAUAAUUUAUUACUUAGUCAUGCUGUACAUUAUAUGUAAAUACAAGAUGUGUGUACUAAUGUGUUCUUGAUAUCUAUUGUGAGGUAAACAAAACCAAGGAAACUAUGUAAUGUAAGCAAUGUUACAGUAAAAAUAAUUGUAAUAGAUGUUCGUGGUUUGCACUUCCUGGAGUGACCGAGUGAGUGGGUGAGUGAGUGAAAGUUAACAUCACGUAGAGAGAAAUUUCUUUCAGUUGCAUUUAAAUGUCAGAAUUGUUUCAAAUUAAUUAUCCUAUGAGUAUUGUUGAUAAGCCUUUUGUCGUUUGUCUUUAUUAUACUCACCAGAAGCAUUAUUUAUAUUUCAAAUCAUUUUAACUAAAUGGUUUUUAUAAAGAGAUCGAGUUGCACUGACGUUGCUGUUGUCAUGUUUUGCGAUGGUCUUGUAUCAAGUUUUGAGAGGUAUCUGAGAGCAGCAAUGGACAAUAAAUUCAGAAUUUCCCACAAAA